AUGAGUUUACGCGAAAACCGCCCCCCUCGACUGGCAUCUAGGCCAGUGCUGACUAAGAAGACAUCUCUGAACGGCCUUCGAGAGUUCAAAUCGAAGCCAACUUCUGUUUCGAGCGACAAGCCAUUGAUCAAGACGGCUGGGUUGAAAACAGCUCUACGUACUCGCACCAUUCGUUCUUCCCCUCGAGCUUCUGUAAGACCUGUAUUGUCGCCAGGCAAAAGAAUCGGUCUUCGUCAGCCUGACUUCAACCCCAAGGUUGCAGCAGCUAUUGCUAGAGAGGAGAUUAUACAAGGAGAAGCUAAAGCGGCUAAAGUAUCGGAGGAUACAGCAUGGUCACCAGUUGGUCACGGACACCCAGAUCAUCCUGAAGAUCCAUCAGAGACUUCGCUCUCUCAAUUGUUGAGUAAAGCCGGUAUUGCACCCCCGCUUCCUUCAAAGAGCUCACGAAGAUCGUUGGUAUCUACCUAUACCACCAUUUCCGAUGACGAAAAUGAAGAUCUGGAAGAGAAAAUUCGAAAUGCCCUUACUCCACCAGAAUUUGCUCGCAGAGCACAAACCCCAUCCAGCAUCAAGUCUGUCAGAUGGGACCCUGCUAUCAUCUCGUACGGUAGCAUCAAAUCCGGUAUCAAAGCAAGGCAUUCAUCUCCAGAACCUGGCUCUCCAUGCCCCAAAUCACGAAACGAUUUUGCGAAAGCUUUGAGAACUAUCUCGCAAUUGGAUAAGAAAGAACAGAGGGCUGUCUGCAAACUACUACUAGCAUUGGAUGUAACCGAGUCCGACGAGGAGCCAAUUAUAUCCCCUAAAUCCCAUGGGGAGAAGAGCUUGGAGUGCGUAGCAGAAGAGAAGGUCACCAAAAAGCUCAACCCAGAAGCACCAGUCUUUCGCGACUUUUCGAUCCUGAAAAAGAACAUUGUCCAGAACAAAAAUAUUGACGAAGGAGAGCAAGGUGACAAGGCUGUUCCGAGAGUCAACUGUCAGCCUCCAGUCGUUACAUCCACGCUCCGGGAGGCAUUUACUAAGCCCGCUCAACCACCUAUUGUUACUUCUACGCCCCUCAAAUCAAAACGGGACCCAAAAGAACCUACUUGGGUCAACAUUUUCAACCCACCACCGCCUGAAGAUAUGCCUCAAGGUUUCCCAGCUUUACCUGCUGCUGUUACUAAUAGUGGCGAGACUUCUAAAGUAGCCCCUAUGCCAGAUUUGCAGACUUCACAGCCAUUGCAACCCAUGUUUCCGUUUCAUCCGUUUCCUAUGGGCAUGCCAGGUCUCACGGAUUCGGUCUGGGUGCAGAUACCUAUGCACAUUCUCCAAAAUCCUUAUGGCUUGCCACCCAUGAUACCGCCUCAAGGACCUUGGAACAACGCAACUAUUGACCAUACUACCGCGGCUCCGCAAAUUUCCCAGGCUCCUCGUGCCCCUCGUGCUGCCGCUCAGUCAACGCCACCCAAUCCGCCAAAAGUUUGCCGACCUCCAGUCAAGCCAAGAAUGCCCAGAGGGCCACUCAUAGACGUGUCUUCAUCAUUCAUCCCCCCUGACGAUGGUCCUUGCCGAGUUACACAUGCAGAUAACCUUAACGAAGCCUGGCGCCAGUCACUUUUGGACAAAUUCAUCGCCAAGUAUCCACAAACAGGAACUGCCAGUGAAAAGGCUCAAGCUCAAGCACCAGGUCAUAUGCCUCAAGCAGCAGCGAUUCAACAACAUCUUGAAUUGCUUAUCUUCCAGGAGAGGGAGAGAACCGCACUCGAGGGAGGUGUUUCCAGGAAGAAUAAGCGAAAGUUUUCAGCAAAUGGGUUUGUUGACCAUGCGCCAGCCAAUGAGCCUGGCAACAGCAAAGGUCCUGCAGCGUGGGAGUGA
Molecule: messenger RNA, 1854 nt
Organism: Hymenoscyphus albidus
Lineage: Eukaryota; Fungi; Ascomycota; Leotiomycetes; Helotiales; Helotiaceae
Source: the annotation of a GenBank genome assembly